GCUCGUAUUUUCAAAUCGACAGUCGCCCGGGACUGCAGUCAAUCGAGAGAGCUGCUCAAAUUAUCAGCACAAAGUUCCACUUACCAAUUAAGGAAUAAGGAAAAAAGGUCGAACAUGUCUGCGGCAACCAAUGGACACGAUGAGGCUACGCCUGCUCCUGCUAGCAAUUUGCCCGAAUGGCUGUCAAAAAUCACACUAGAGAAGGCAGUGCGGGCACAGAUCGGAGACUUUGAGAAGAUCAUCGCUGUGACGCCACAGCAGGGCAGCAGUGAGGGCGAGAACUACUCCUCCCUAUUCCUCCGACUGCUGGUGGAUGUGGAGUUGUUUGAUCACACCACCAAGAGUCUGUCCUUUGUGCUUAAGGCACAGCCCAGCAACGAGGUGUUGGCCGCCAUUCUGGGCAGGCUGAAGCUCUUCCACAAGGAGGACCUGAUGUAUCACUCGAUUCUACCAAAGUUCGAGCAGCUCUACGCGGAUGCCGGCAAGCCCAUUCAGUUUGCCCCCAAGGCCUUCAAGGUGGACCGCGAUCUGGGCGUGGACUACAUCCUGCUGGAGGAUUUGCAGAAGAAGAACUUCAAGAAUGCCAAUCGCCUGGCAGGUCUGGACUUGAUUCACAUGCAGAGGGUGCUGGAGAAGCUGGCCGCCUUCCAUGCGGCCUCCGCCUGCUAUGUGGAGCAUCAUGGCUUCUUCGGGGAAGAGUUCACCGUGGGAGUGUUCAGCGAGGCCAAUCGACAGCUCUUGCAGGAAUUCAAUGCCUCUGGUGCCUUUCUGGCACAGCUCAAGAAAUGGAAGAACGCUCAAAAGAUAUACGAAAAGUUGGCUGAUAGUGACAAUUAUUUGGUGGAUCGUCUGCUGCAGGAUCAGCAGUUCAAUGCCAGGGAAUUCAAUGUCCUGAACCAUGGCGAUUGCUGGGCGAACAAUAUAAUGUUCCAGCACGAUGCCUUUGGCACCAUCAAGGAGACUCUUUUCGUUGACUUUCAAGUGGGAAAGUACGGCAGUCCGGCCAAUGAUCUGUAUUAUCUUAUCUUGUCUUCGGCUGCCCCAGAGCUAAAGACUGCCAAGUUCGACUAUCUGGUGCGUUUCUAUUUCGAUAAUCUAAUCGAAAACCUGAAGCUACUGCAAUACCAUCGACCCCUGCCCAAGCUAAAGAACCUCCAUGCAGCCCUCUUCCGCAAUGGUUUGGCUGCCUACAUGGUGGUAUCCAAAGUGCUGCCUGUGGUCAUGCUGGACAAGUCAAACAAUGACAAUCUGGAGAGCUAUCUGAAUGAUGAGUCCAAAAUGAAGGUUGCCAUGUUUACGAACCCCAAAUACGUGCAAGUGAUGACGGAGUUGCUGCCAUGGUUGGAUAAUCGCGGCCUGCUCGACUGGAAAUGAUGAUUAUAUUUUGGGGCCAAAAUUUCGUCUCCUAAUCAUGUAUAUUUUAUAGCAAUUCAGUCACAAAUUGUACAAUUUUUGACAAUCAAAUACAAUGGGGCUACAAAAUACAUAAAUGAU
Drosophila obscura is the source of this 1494-nucleotide messenger RNA. RefSeq lists its product as uncharacterized. NCBI's taxonomy places the organism in Eukaryota, Metazoa, Arthropoda, Insecta, Diptera, Drosophilidae. The record is from RefSeq and is a predicted model, not a curated record. The coding region runs from base 115 to 1374 and encodes 419 amino acids. The transcript has 6 exons.